GAAGCUAUCAAAGAGUAAGAAAUAUAUUAAGAUAACAUAGAUAUGGAGACUUCAUACAGAUUGCUAGUGGUAGUUAUUGCUGCAGUUUUUCUCCGACAAGCAUUUGCGACGAAACAUACUGUCGGAGGAAGCCAAGGUUGGGAUGAAUCCACCGAUUUCGACUCUUGGUCUUCUGCUCAAACCUUCAAAGUUGGAGACGAACUCGAGUUCAAAUAUAGUCCGUUGCACAACGUGGCCGAACUACCUAGUGAAAGCGCGUUCAAGCAAUGCGACGUUAGCGCUGCGUCGAAUUCUUUAAGCGGUGGCGACAGCAAAGUGAAGCUAACCAAGGCCAGUACACGUUACUUUGCGUGCGGUACAUCCGGCCAUUGCGAGCAGGGGAUGAAGGUCAAGAUCACGACCGUGGCGGCCGAUGGCUCGCCUUCGUCUCCCACUGGCAGCUCAACCACUCCGGCAGCGACCACCGGUUCCACCUCCGCCGCCGGGCCACGCCACCAACUCCUUAGCUUCUUUGGCUUGAUGGUGUUCGUCGCGAUAUUCUUCGUGUAGAAAAUACGUAGCUAAUAAGAAGAAUCGACUAUAAUUUUGUUUGCGGUUGUGGUGAAGGUUUUAUUAUUAUCAUCAUCCUUUUAUUAUUUUCGGUUUCCCAGCUAUUAUUGAGUCGGCAUUUAUUUGUAGAACGAUGUAAAUUUUGAUUCUUGAUUAUUAUAUUUCAUAUAAACGAUUGUUGGUAUGUCUAA
Messenger RNA from Salvia splendens (bonfire salvia), 740 nucleotides. Its product is annotated as mavicyanin. Gene Ontology annotation, molecular function: electron transfer activity. The record is from RefSeq and is a predicted model, not a curated record. The transcript is spliced from 2 exons. The coding region runs from base 43 to 549 and encodes 168 amino acids. Lineage: Eukaryota; Viridiplantae; Streptophyta; Magnoliopsida; Lamiales; Lamiaceae. Gene Ontology annotation, cellular component: plasma membrane.